This is a messenger RNA of Racocetra persica, 802 nucleotides long. Lineage: Eukaryota; Fungi; Glomeromycota; Glomeromycetes; Diversisporales; Gigasporaceae. The record is from the annotation of a GenBank genome assembly.
AUGUAUGGUCUUAUUUUAUCUCAAUUAUUUGUUUAUCCUCUCACUGGCUCACAAAUUGUUCCGGUAAAUAAGACAAUUACAUCAAUUCCUUAUAUUCCUCCUGAAAUCAUUCGUAUGAUUUUUAAUUUAUUAAGGGAUGAUAAGAAAACUCUCGCUGCUUGUGCUUUAGUUAAUCACACUUUUAACCUUCAUGCUACUCCUAUUUUAUAUAAUACUGUCUCGUUUACUUUUCCUCAUACGUUUACACUUUUUGCUAAUGCCACAAAUGAUAUUAAAAUGCUUGUUACGCCAGAUCUUUUAAUUCAUAUUUUAAGAUCCUUUCCAGAAUUAAAAGCCUUUUCCAUAACAGAAUCUUUGGAAUCUGUAAUUACUCUUGACGUUUUAAAAGUUCUAUUUUUAGAAUGUAAAAACAUCAAAAUCAUCGAUUUUUGUGGAUGCGCUAGUAAAGAAUUUAGUAAAACUCUAGAAGAAUUCACUAACCUAAUCGGUAGAGUUAGAAUAGAACAAUUUUAUGAUGAUGAUGAGACAACAAUUGCUUUUUGCAUGACAUGCAACCCUUUAUUAUCUCAUUUACAAAGAGUUUCAUUUCAUGAAUGCCCUGUAAUUUCUGAAUAUUCAACCAUUAUACCUCUUCUCGCUCAUGCUCCAAAUCUUACUCAUCUUGAUUUGGGUGGCUGUUCUAUCAGCGACCUAACAUUGAAUUUUUUGGCUGGAACAAAUGCACCAAAUAAACUAUCUCAUCUUUUGUUAGCUAAAUGUAAAAAUAUUUCAUCCAAUGCUAUUUCAUCUUUUAUCUCUAAAU